This is a messenger RNA of Scomber scombrus (Atlantic mackerel), 2255 nucleotides long. It is a transcript of the gene ccdc120a, whose product is annotated as coiled-coil domain containing 120a. Lineage: Eukaryota; Metazoa; Chordata; Actinopteri; Scombriformes; Scombridae. The coding region runs from base 91 to 2109 and encodes 672 amino acids. The transcript is spliced from 10 exons. The record is from RefSeq and is a predicted model, not a curated record.
CAGUUGGUGCAGCAGUGGGUGAAGCAGUGGGUGCAGCAGUGGGUGCAGCAGUGUGUGCAGCAGUCCUGUGGUCUGUGUUCAGGCUGCUGGAUGGCCACAGGAGUGAACUACUGGAGCUCUUAUGAACCCAGUUACAAGGUGAGUGAGUGUGUGUGGGGCGGAGAGCAGGAGUCGAGCAGUGAGGAAGGAGGAGGCGGGGUCACAUGGGAAACACAAGCCAUGGAGGUCAAAGGUCAACUCAUCUCAGCACCUGACCCGCUCACCUGUCCAGACAGGAAGCAGAGGGAGCGAAUGGCAGAGCUGCAGGAGAGGAGGCGGAGCCUGCAGGCCCUGCUAAGCACACGAUUGGCUGAGCUGAGACGCAUCUGUCUGCAGGAGGCGGAACUGACAGGCGCGGUACCUACUGAUUUCCCCCUGGAGGCGGGAGAGAAACCCCCCUGUGUCCGACGCAGAGGUGGGACCUCUCGCACAGGAAACAGGAAGUGUAGAGCCGAGGAGGAGGACUCUCAGCGAACAAAGCCGAAGAAAACUUUAUUCAGCGGUGCUCUGAGGAAACACAGCGACCCUGAACACAACACACACACACAGACGCACACACACCACGGCAAGAGGACUGUACACAGAGGCUGCCACACAGACGACACAGUGAGGUCAGAGAGCAGCUCGACAUCAGACUCAACAGGACACGACAACGAUGACGGUGUGUCUCAGUGGCGCCCCCCGCUGGCCUCGGCUGAUUCUCCAGUGGAGGUUUUCUACCACAGCAAACCCAAGAGGAACUCACUGCAUCCAGAGACUCUUCAUACCCACAAGCCCCUCCCCCUGCCCCCCCCUCUCCCCCUCCAGCCUCCCCCGUCUCACCCCUCUCACUCCCAGGACAGCUCCUCCUCCUCCGGCCCCUCUGAUGCAGGAGCAGCUGGGGAGGCCGCCAUCAGGGUCACCACCGCCCGUCGCAGCAACAGUUCAGACGGCCUCCUGGACCGCAUCACCUCCCCUGAGGAGGAUGGGGGGCGGCCGGGCCAGCAGGGGGGAUUGUGGGUAAAAGGAACAAACAACGUUACAGCGUAUAGGAGCUCAGAGACGCUGGCAGAUGGACGCACGAGGACGAAUAAUGGACUCACUGAGGUUGGAGGAAGGGGAGGUGGGGCGGGGCGAGGAAGAGGAGGAAGAGGAGGGGGGUACAGUGAGGUCCUGCUGGACUAUGUUUGGGGGAAACAGCAACAGCUGCAGCGACAGCAGUCCCAGACUAACAGGCAACCAGUCACAUCGCACCAACCAAUGAUCUAUAAUGGCUACUCUUCCCAGCAGCCCCCUGUAGCCCCGCCCACCUACCGCAGUCACCUGGGCGACCAGCGACGAGUCAAAGUGACCCGGACCAAAUCCUGUGGCCCCUUCCUGCCGGUGCAGCAGAACCAAGCCGAAACCCACAAUCCUCCUGUGACAGCCAUCCAGCCCGACCCUCACCCCCACCUGCUGCCUCCCCGACCCCCACAGAUGCUCCCCUCACAGGACGCACAGCUGGAGGAGGCAACCAGGAGCCUCCACAAGGCUCUCGCUCUGGAAGGUCUGAGGGACUGGUACCUGAGGAACACGAUAGGCUCCUCCCACACAAACCAGCCCAAUGGGAAGGUGAACCUCUGCAGCGCAGACGGACGACUCACGGCAUCAUCCAGCAGCCGACCUAUCAGACGGAGACGAGUCAUCAGACUGCGCCGCAUCACAAACAGACGGCGCUGCCACAUUCGGCCACGUUCCACGGACAUCCGCUGCACGCCAGGUCUGUGGACAACCCUCUCUACCACGACUUCCCACCUCAGAACCAGGAAGUUCCAGCUGUGGACCAGCCGUCUCCUGGCACUCUGGUCUGACUCACGGACCAAUCAGGACUCUGACAGACAGACGGACGGACCAAUCACAGGCUCAAUCAAACACAUCUGUCUCUGGGUUAGGAUCCGGAUCCAAGAGGGAAACAAGAUGUUUGUUGUCAAGCUCAGCGCCACUCGACCUUCCUCUGUCGGAUGUCAUGUGUCAGGAGACCACGCCCACUAUGAUGUCACACAGAGGACGAUGACAUCACUGCCCGGCCCGAGGCUGCAGGAUUUAAACUGAACUGAUAUCCUGUUGAGGAAUGAAUGAAAUUAAAGUAAAUGAAGCUUCAGGAAGUUCAUUUCACUCGCUCUCUGCCUGACAAUAACCUGAAACACACCUGAAGCUUUAAUUGAUGCCCCCCCCCCCCCCCUUCCCAUCCUCCGCCC